GUUGUCAGUCCUGACAGUAGAAGGAAAACAAUAAUAUAACCUCAAAAAGCAUACACAACCAACAAAAUACAUUAUUUAUUUUCCAAAGAUAUAAUAAAUUACAUCGUAAAGCACAACAAAUGGCAGAAUUAAAAAUAAAGCUAGAAUUUGGUGGCGGUGCAGAGCUCCUCUUCGACAAAAUAAAGAAGCGGGAAGUAGAAUUGCCGGCAGUUAAGAAGUAUUUCCCGGACUGUCAGCGUGACAGUUGGACGAUAAAGGAGCUGUUGGUGUGGCUGAAGGAUAAUUUGUUACGCGAAAGACCGGAGUUGUUUUUACAAGGUGAUUCAGUCCGGCCCGGUAUCCUAGUUCUAAUCAACGAUGCAGACUGGGAGCUGUACGGUGAACUGAACUACGAAAUACAGCAGAAUGACUCCAUCAUGUUCAUAUCUACGCUGCACGGAGGUUAAAUAGUAAAUAAGAUUAAAUAAAUAU
Molecule: messenger RNA, 471 nt
Organism: Leguminivora glycinivorella
Lineage: Eukaryota; Metazoa; Arthropoda; Insecta; Lepidoptera; Tortricidae
Gene: Urm1
Product: ubiquitin-related modifier 1 homolog
Exons: 3
Coding region: 120-446 (108 amino acids)
Biological process (GO): protein urmylation; tRNA thio-modification
Cellular component (GO): cytoplasm; nucleus
Molecular function (GO): protein tag activity
Source: RefSeq, a predicted model, not a curated record